UGUGUAACUGCGCGGUGUCUCUCGGUCUUCUGCUCAGCUCCAGAUUACUGGUGCUCGAUUGCGUACUUUGAGAUGGACAUUCAGGUGGGCGAGACGUUUAAGGUGCCGUCUAACUGUCCCGUCGUGACGGUGGACGGUUAUGUUGACCCGUCGGGUGGAGAUCGCUUCUGUCUCGGCCAGCUGAGUAACGUACAUCGCACAGAGGCCAUCGAGAGAGCCAGGCUUCACAUCGGGUGUUUGAUACUGCUAGCACUGUGUCAUCGGGCAAGAGAAUUAGCGAUGGGCGAGGAAGCAGGCAUGCACAGGCGGCGGAGCAGGCUCAGGGCGUGCAGCAGCUGCGGCAGGCGAAGGAGUGGACGCGGUAAGGUGGCACGAGGAAACAUCCCGGGCCCAGGUUCGGUGGGAGGCAUCGCCCCUGCUAUCAGUCUGUCUGCUGCGGCAGGCAUCGGUGUGGACGACCUGCGGCGUCUCUGUAUUCUGCGCAUGAGUUUCGUCAAGGGCUGGGGUCCCGAUUACCCUCGCCAGAGCAUCAAGGAGACCCCGUGCUGGAUCGAAAUUCAUUUGCACCGCGCCCUGCAGCUCUUGGACGAGGUUCUGCACACCAUGCCUGUAGCCGACCCGCAACCUCUGGACUGAUGCUCCAACAUCAAUCCUUCAACCUUAUUACAGUGCAUAUAGCUCAAAAUGACUGACCUCUGACCUGAGACUGAGUCUUCACUGAUUAUUUUUUUUUUUACGCCGUCUGGCAACACGUUAGAAAACCAGCAAUACUACAAAACAACACAAACACUUUGAUCAAUACAACAGGACUGUUCAUCAGAACACAGUAGAAUCAUCACUUUUGAUGUUCAAAGAGGAAAUGGACUCAUAUUGCAUUUAAUCUAGUUUACAGUGGCCACAUACUCACUGCAGAGAAGUCCAGAUGGCACUCCUCUUCAGAGUCUGAUGUUCUGUGCACAACAAUCAUUCACACAACAGAGAUGAAUCGAAUGCAUCUGUUUAUCAUUCA
Molecule: messenger RNA, 1009 nt
Organism: Cyprinus carpio (common carp)
Lineage: Eukaryota; Metazoa; Chordata; Actinopteri; Cypriniformes; Cyprinidae
Product: mothers against decapentaplegic homolog 4
Exons: 4
Biological process (GO): SMAD protein signal transduction; transforming growth factor beta receptor signaling pathway; anatomical structure morphogenesis
Cellular component (GO): heteromeric SMAD protein complex
Molecular function (GO): I-SMAD binding; DNA-binding transcription factor activity, RNA polymerase II-specific; RNA polymerase II cis-regulatory region sequence-specific DNA binding
Source: RefSeq, a predicted model, not a curated record